Molecule: messenger RNA, 6111 nt
Organism: Varanus komodoensis (Komodo dragon)
Lineage: Eukaryota; Metazoa; Chordata; Lepidosauria; Squamata; Varanidae
Biological process (GO): proteolysis; virion assembly; DNA integration
Molecular function (GO): zinc ion binding; RNA-DNA hybrid ribonuclease activity; aspartic-type endopeptidase activity
Source: RefSeq, a predicted model, not a curated record
AUGCAACCAGGGCAUGGCUCGUCACGGGGCUUCAGGAUUCGGGGUCUCCGUCAAGCCAGGAACCCUCCGGACCCUUGUGAAUUAGAAUGGACCACUUUUGACGUGAGAUGGCCCUCAGUGGGCUCUUUUGAUUUGAUCUUGAUUAGGAACGUCGAGGCUGUGAUCCUUGGGAGUCCCGGACACCCAGAUCAGAUUCCAUAUAUAGAGACGUGGCUGGAUAUCGCCAAGGCGAGACCCGGUUACAUUAAACGGGGUCAACAAAAACUCCCAGGAUCCACAUGCCCUUCUCUCCUUACGGUUAAAAAGGGAGAAGAACCCCGCGUCAGAUCGACCCUCACCCCAUCCACGAAACCCCGCAUCCUCACGGAUGAUCAGACAGGGCCGGAAGACGUCCUGGAAACAUGGACACAACCACCUCCCUAUGCCCCGAAUUCCCAGGCUUCCGGGAGCCCACCCCAUACUUCCCCCAGUCCGUCCCGAACGUGGAGUGGACUUCUGUACGGCCCCCGUCCAUCUGUCCCUCCGAAGUCUACUCUGCCCUUGCCAUCCUCUGGCCACGGGGACAGAUGGGUGUCGUCGGCCUCCCCCGAUCCCGGCCCUGAGCCCGCCACACUAUUGCCCCUCUGGGAGCUGGCCCCCGCCCAGGGGAUGGGCCGCCCGUUUAUGGUCUAUGUCCCUUUCUCCACAAGUGACCUGUAUAACUGGAAACUACAGAAUCCUCCUUUCUCUGAAAAACCACAAGGUUUAAUCUCGUUGUUAGAAACGAUCUUUCACACCCACCGCCCUACUUGGGACGACUGCCAGCAACUCUUGCAGGUUCUUUUUACUUCCGAGGAGCACGAUCGGAUUCACCUCAAGGCUCGGAAGUAGAUUUGUGGCACAGGUGGUCAACCCACCACUGACCCGGUUAUUCUGGAAACGAGCCUCCCAGCCCAACGACCCAACUGGGAUCCGAAUACGGUUGCUGGGGAAGGAGCCCUGACCCAGUACCGCCAACUUCUUCUCCAGGGCCUCCGCGGCGCAGCACGGAAACCUACUAAUUUGUCUAAAGUAAGUGAGAUAGUUCAGAGCCCCCGGGAAUCCCCCGCCACUUUCUUGGAACGCCUACUUGAGGCAUACAGGCAAUACACACCUAUAGACCCACGAGCGCCCGAAAACGCGUGGGCAACUAACAUAGCCUUUGUUACACAAUCGGCACCAGACAUUAGGAAAAAGAUUCAAAAGCUAGACGGGUUCGAAGGGAAAAACCUCAGUGAACUAGUUGAGAUAGCUCAGAAGGUUUUUAAUAAUCGUGAGGAUCCAGAAGUUGCAGGCACAAAGAAAUUGACCAGAGUCGUCUUGGCAACCAUGCAGGAAGCUAGCGAUGGGAAUCGAGGGGCUCCACGGAGGAAUGGGGGUCGCCCCCUCCUAGAAAAAGAUCAAUGCGCCUACUGCAAGGAGAGGGGCCACUGGAAAAGCGAGUGUCCCCGCAGGAAAAAAAUAAGCCAAAAAGAAAAGAGUGUCCUCACCCUUGAGGAAGACUGAAGGGGCCAGGGCUCUGUCAAUUUAGGCCCCCAAGAGCCCUUGGUAACCUUAACUGUGGGGGGCCGCCCAACUACCUUCCUGGUAGACACUGGGGCAGCCCACUCGGUUCUCCGGGAGGGGGUCGGCCGUCUAACUGAAGAAAAGACUCAGAUCAUAGGGGCAACGGGGCAACCCAAGGCGUACCCUUGGACUUCAGCUCGCGUAACUGAUCUGGGAAAAGGGACUUUAACUCAUUCCUUCUUGGUAAUCCCCGAAUGCCCCUUCCCCCUCCUGGGGCGAGACCUCCUAAGGAAACUGCGAGCCUCGGUGUUGUUGCAAGAGGACGGCACCCACCUCAGCCUAGGUUCUCCACAGCCUGCUGCCCUUCUGCUCACUGUACCCUUGCAAGACGAGUACCUCUUCUUCGAAAGUCAGGCACCAGAAAGCCCCUCUGAGGCUUUAAAAGAGCUCCAAAAAGAAAUUCCAGGAGUAUGGGCCGAAAAUAACCCUCCUGGUCUGGCGGCUCAUCAGCCACCCGUUGUGGUACAGGUCAGUAGCUCGGCUACCCCAUUCCGGAAACCCCAAUACCCCAUUCCAGCCAGGGCAAAGAUAGGAAUACGUAAGCAUAUACAGAGGCUGUUGGGAGCAGGAAUUUUAGUACCCUGCAGGUCGCCAUGGAACACCCCGCUGUUACCGGUCAGAAAGCCCGGCACCAAGGACUACCAGCCAGUUCAGGACUUACGUGAGGUAAACGCCCGGGUAGAGACUGUCCACCCAACUGUCCCAAACCCUUACACCCUACUCAGCCAGCUGCCACCGGACCGGGAAUGGUACUCAGUCUUGGACUUAAAAGACGCUUUCUUUUGCAUACCGCUGGCCCCGGUGAGCCAGCCUCUUUUUGCCUUUGAGUGGACGGAUCUGGACCAGGGAUUCUCGGGUCAACUUACGUGGACCAGGCUGCCGCAGGGGUUUAAGAACUCCCCUACCCUCUUUGAUGAAGCUCUGAGUAGAGACCUUUCCCCUUUCCGGGAAACCCAUUCCGAGGUUACCCUUUUGCAAUAUGUGGAUGACUUGCUCUUGGCGGCGGAGUCCGCGCCUGCAUGCCUGCAGGCGACUAGAGACCUCCUGGCCGCCCUGGGCUCCAUGGGAUAUCGGGUUUCAAUAAAGAAGGCACAGAUCUGUAGUCAGAGGGUGACCUAUUUGGGAUACGAUCUAAGCAGGGGAAAACGGACACUGUCAGCCAGCCGAGUCCGAGCAAUCCAGAAUAUUCCCACGCCUACGACUAAACGACAAGUCAGAGAAUUCCUGGGCAUGGUAGGGUACUGCCGGCUGUGGAUCCCCGGCUUUGCUGAGAUAGCGAAACCCCUCUACACCAGCACGGGAGGAAAAGGUGACUCCCCCAUGUGGACUGAGAUUGAGCAAUCGGCGUUUCAGGCUCUUAAAAAGGCUAUUACCACGGCCCCCGCUCUAGCCCUACCCGACCAAGAACCCUUCGAACUCUUUGUGGCUGAGGCUCGAGGUAUAGCAAAAGGAGUUUUACCCCAGACUUUGGGCCCAUGGAGACGGCCGGUUGCAUAUUUGUCGAAACUACUAGACCCAGUGGCAGCGGGGUGGCCCACUUGCAUGAGAGCAAUUGCCGCGACAGCGGUCUUGGUGAAAGAGACCAAGAAACUGACACUGGGCCAGGACCUCCAAGUCAUUGGGGCGCACGCCGUGGAAACCUUCCUCCACAGUCCACUGGAUCGAUGGAUCUCCAACGCCUGAGUGACUCAAUACCAGGUACUUUUAUUGGACCCCCCGCGGGUCACUUUUUCCAGGGCAGCGGUCCUUAAUCCGGCGACCCUACUGCCAGAUGAUCAACAUGGGAGUCCCACACAUGAUUGUGCUGAGGUCCUCGACACCCUGACCGGCACCAGACCAGACCUAACGGACGUCCCGCUAGGGCAGCCAGCCCUCAAUUUGUUUACAGACGGGAGCAGUUUCGUCAAGGACGGGAUUCGCUUUGCGGGAGCAGCGGUGGACACCAGUUCUGAGGUAAUAUGGGCACAGGCUCUAGGGCAUGGCACGUCAGCGCAAAAAGCAGAACUUGUUGCCCUGACACAGGCACUCCGGUGGGGGAAGGGAAAAGCCCUCAACAUUUAUACGGACAGCCGAUACGCUUUCGCCACGGCUCAUGUCUAUGGAGCAUUGUAUAAGGAACGAGGGCUGCUAACCUCGGGAGGAAAGGACAUUAAGAAUGCAAACGAAAUUAUGUCUCUCUUAGAAGCCCUCUGGCUGCCUGAACGAAUAGCUAUAAUUCAUUGCCCUGGGCAUCAACGAGACGGCUCGGCGGUCUAGGAGGGAAAUAACUUCGCUGAUAGAACCGCAAAGGAAGCUGCCCUAAAACCAGUAGGGCCCCUCAAGAUUCUCCCGGUUCAGAUGCCGCCCCGGGCCCUCCCAGACCGACCGACCUACUCGAAGGAGGAUAUCGAGCGGGGCAGGGAGUUGCGGUGCUCUGAGACUGAGACGGGAUGGCUGAAGCACCCCAAUGGAAGAAUCUUUCUCCCCCAAGCACUGGGACGAGAUCUUCUUCUACAGACCCAUCAAGCCACAUACUUGGGGACGGCCCGACUCUGUCAGCUGUUUAGACCUCAUUUCUACCUUCCCGGACUUUCAGCUCUGGCCGAUUCCAUAACCUCCGGGUGCGCCUCCUGCGCGCGAGUUAACACUGGCCCCAGCCGGCCCUCCACGGCCCCGGGUGUCCGCCAUCGCGGAUCCCAGCCGGGAGAACACUGGGAAAUAGACUUCACUGAGGUAAAACCCACCCGAGGUAUGUAUUGCUAUUUACUGGUCUCCAUCGACACCCAUUCCGGGUGGGUGGAAGUGUUCCCUACGAAGGGAGAGACAGCCCUGAUUGUUGCCCGGACUCUCCUGCAUCAAAUUCUACCCAGAUUCAGCGUACCCCUUGCUCUAGGGUCAGAUAAUGGUCCAGCGUUCAUCACCCAAACUUCCAAAUUGGUAGCCAAAGCCCUGGGGAUUGAUUGGAAACUGCAUUGUGUGUAUAGACCGCAGAGCUCAGGACAGGUAGAGAGGAUGAAUAGAACGCUAAAGGAAACCUUAACAAAAUACACUCUUGAAGUUGGCGGCCCCUGGACGGACCUCCUUCCGUUUGCCCUCCUAUGCACGCGAUGCUCCCCCUACAAGAACGGUUUCACCCCCUUCGAAAUUGUGUUCGGGCAAGCGCCUCCCCUGCUACCCCACCUGGCGGAGGAGAUGCACUUCCGCAUAGAUCUCUGCCAACUCCUUCCGCCCGGGUGGGCCAAGCCAGGCAUCUGGGGUUUUGGAUGCGGAACGGAUAACUUGGAAAAGGGACUGUCGGGGAAGCAAUAUUAUGGCUGUCCAUUGGAUGGGAGCCCUGAUUGCGGUGACGCGCCCAACUUCUACUGCGCCCGAUGGGGUUGCGAGACUUUCGCUACCUGCUUGGAAGGCCAAAAUAAAGAUCCAUGGCUCGCAGUGAAAAGGGUACAGGCCGCUCAGGCGGGGACCGGCAGACAUAACCCCCUGAGCCUCAAGAUUAAGCGAGGCAGAGAAGAUUCUUGGGUAAAAGGUAAAACCUGGAGCCUGCGCUUGAAUCUGUAUGGUCCUGAUCCGGGCAUACUUCUCACAAUCCAGAGACGGGUUAUCUCACAACCCUGGGGCCCGGUAGGACCCAACCAGGCCCUCCCUCACCCUCAGGUAGAGGCCCCCACCCCCACACACCACAUCCCUGACCCUCGCACACAUCGUGCUCCAGCCCGGGCUGCUAGUCGACCGUCAUCCAGCUGCUCAGUUGCAUUAGUGUCCGCAGUUUUUAAAGUCCUCAACGGAACCAACCCAAACAUUACCGAGACAUGUUGGUUAUGCCUUAGUCCACAGCCACCUUUUUAUAAUGGAGUAGGAGUGAAUGUCUCUUUUUCCAACUUUGCUAAUAUCUCCUACUCGGAAAAUUAUGGGAGCGCCUGCCCGUGGGGCCUCCACCCCUCUAUAACAUUAGAAGAGUUCUCAGGCCAAGGGACCUGUGUCACGGGCCCCGGUGGACCCCGCAAGGAUCCACGAUCUGGGCUGGGCAUCGCAGGCUCUGCGGCUGUCGGUGCUGGAGCCUUGAUAAAAGGCAGCCAGGACAUAUUCCGCCUCUCUGAACAAGUCGAUAAUGACUUGCGAGAGCUUCACGGCUCCAUCAAAUUUUUGGAGGACUCCCUUGACUCCCUCGCCGAAGUGGCCCUCCAAAACAGGAGGGGAUUAGAUUUACUUUUGCUAAAGCAAGGUGGCUUAUGCGCUGCCUUGGAUGAGAAAUGCUGCUUCUAUGCAAAUCACUCAGGCAUCAUCCGUAACAGCCUAGACUUAGUCAAGGAUCCUGGAGAGUCAAGCAUAACAGUCCCCCCAGAUGUGUCGUACUGGAGCACUGUUGCUACCAAUGCUGCUGCCAUUCGAGCAGAGAGCUGUGGGCUGGUUAAACUUGGUACUGACAAUAAUAAGUGCAGCACAAUUGAUGUGGGGCAAAUAGUACAAGGAAAUAAGUCGUUCCGAGUUAACGACCGUAAUUGCUGGAAGCUAAAUGGAGGAGCUGAAUGGGUGCCUAGACUCCAGUAG